AUGGGUAACAGCUUUAGUAACAGUGAUUCAAGUAACCCUUCAAGCGACGACUCAAGCUCUGAAAAAGGCUAUAAAAGUUAUAAAGAGCUCCUCACUUUUACUUGGUAUGACACAAUAAAAAAGAAACUAAAAGAUAAUUCACUGGACAUACUAUCUGAAACAGAGCUUGAUAAUUUGAUAAAUAGCCUUGGAGAUGAAAAAAUAUUUCUAGAUCGGUAUCUCAACCUUAAAGAAAUCUACAAUGACGAAAAUUUGCAACAAAUCACUAAGGAUUUGCAGAAAUUACAUGAUUUUCAAGAAAAUAAUAUUAAACCAAGCGUGGAAGAGGGAAGGAAUCUGCUCAAUAAUCUAUUGCAACUUAGGAGAAAAUCCGACAAGUUCAAUGUUUAUUUGACUAUUAGUAAGCUUUCGGAUGGCCGUUCUGAGAGCCCAUAUCUUCGAUUUUUAGCAAAGCACGUGCUUAGAAACGAAUAUGGAAUGUUUCACAUUGGUUUAGAAGUAGAUGGAAUUGUUUUGGAAUGGGGAACUGGUGACGCUGGUCCUCACCUUAUUUAUCCAAAGAUCUAUGUAAAUCGAAAUAAUAUGAUUGCAUAUAUUCGUGUCAAUUAUGAAUCAAAUUUUAGUCAAGAAUUUAAUCAAAGAACUAAUAUAUACUCACAACUUUGGAAUACUUUAUGUCAAACUUUUCCUGACCCUUUAUCCAUUAUAACAACUACGUAUAGAAAGUUAUUAACUUUUGUUACAGAUAUUGGUGUUAUCCCUUCCGAAAAAUUACAAAUUAUUGCUCAAAAAUGUGUGUUUUGGAACAAGAAUAUAUAUUACAAUCCACUAAAUCGUAAUUGCCAACAUUUUAUCGAUGGAAUGCUUAAAGCACUUGGUCUAGAAUUUCAUCCUAAAGGCGAGUUCAAAAAAUUUCUAGAUCGAAUUAUUAAAUAUGCAGAUGAUAGCUUCUUAUUCCAAGAGAUAGAAUUCUUUUCGAGACAAGACCUUGAUCAAUACGCCGAUCAGAAUUGGGAUGAAAUUCAAAAUAUUUGGGAUAAAAGAUUACUUUUGUGUUAUUCAGAUAUGAUGAAAGGUUUAUAUGAACUUGACAAAAAUGACACAAAUGAUAAAAAGUCAAAAUGGGGUCCUAUGGAAAAUCAAGAAAGAUGGGAUCGAAGAGAGUAUGAGCUAAAACUGAUUAGCGUGUAG
Molecule: messenger RNA, 1191 nt
Organism: Dentiscutata erythropus
Lineage: Eukaryota; Fungi; Glomeromycota; Glomeromycetes; Diversisporales; Gigasporaceae
Source: the annotation of a GenBank genome assembly